Cavia porcellus (domestic guinea pig) is the source of this 3709-nucleotide messenger RNA. RefSeq names its product PAT1 homolog 1, processing body mRNA decay factor (gene Patl1). Bases 177 to 2531 code for a protein of 784 amino acids. NCBI's taxonomy places the organism in Eukaryota, Metazoa, Chordata, Mammalia, Rodentia, Caviidae. The record is from RefSeq and is a predicted model, not a curated record. Gene Ontology annotation, biological process: P-body assembly; deadenylation-dependent decapping of nuclear-transcribed mRNA. Gene Ontology annotation, molecular function: RNA binding. The transcript has 19 exons. Gene Ontology annotation, cellular component: P-body.
AGCAGAACCGUCGCCGACCUAAGGCGCGCCUGCGCACGUUACCACGCACGCUCCGGCGUACGGCGGCGGCUAGGGGUCGUGAGCCGGUAGACGACCCGCGCGCGGAGGAGCCCGGGGACGCAGCACUUCUCCCCUCCCUUCCCACUCCCCUCCCCGCUCCCUUCCCCUCCCCAAGAAUGUUCCGCUACGAGUCUUUAGAGGAUUGUCCUCUAGAUGAAGAUGAAGAUACGUUUCAGGGCCUUGGAGAAGAAGAUGAGGAGAUCGAUCAGUUCAACGAUGAUACAUUUGGAUCAGGAGCAAUUGACGAUGACUGGCAGGAAGCUCACGAGCGCCUGGCUGAGCUGGAAGAGAAGCCGCCCGACGCCCUUAGGGAGCAGACAGGCAAUGGAGAAAGGGACGAGAUGGACUUGCUGGGGGACCAUGAGGAGAACCUGGCCGAGAGGCUCAGCAAGAUGGUGAUUGAGAACGAGUUAGAGGAUCCAGCUAUCAUGAGGGCAGUGCACACCAGGCCAGUUUUACAGCCGCAGCCAGGAAGUCUGAAUUCCAGCAUCUGGGAUGGAUCCGAAGUCCUGAGGCGAAUCCGCGGACCGCUGCUGGCUCAGGACAUGCCCGCGGUGUCUGUGUUAGAGUAUGCCUUGCCUCCGAGGCCCCCACAGGGUCCGGAAGAUGAGCGAGACCCCUCUGAGCGUGCACUGCCGCGGCGGUCGACAUCACCCGUCAUCGGGAGUCCCCCUGUGCGAGCAGUCCCCAUUGGCACCCCGCCCAAGCAGGUGGCUGUGCCCAACUUUAACCAGCAGAUCCUGUGUCCGAAGCCUGUCCACGUGCGGCCCCCAAUGCCACCACGUUAUCCUGCUCCCUAUGGCGAGAGGAUGUCUCCCAACCAGCUCUGCGGUGUCGCGAAUUCUUCCCUCCUGGGUCCCCCUUUUCCUGCUAGUGCUCCUGCUGUUCUCAGCCCCCUCCAGAGAGCACAGCUUCUUGGAGGAGCUCAGCUACAGCCUGGACGGAUGUCACCCAGCCAGUUUGCACGGGUCCCUGGCUUUGUCGGGAGCCCACUCGCUGCCAUGAACCCCAAGCUGCUACAAGGGCGAGUUGGGCAGAUGCUACCCCCAGCUGCAGGCUUCCGUGCCUUCUUUGGCGCCCCACCCCCCACCACGCCACCUCCGCACCCGCAGCAGCACCCACCUGGACCAGGACCUCAUCUGCAAACCCUACGAGCUUGCGCACCUUCAGCACGGUGGAAUCGAGAGUCCGGCUUCCUUUCCCCUAGAUCUCAGGCCCCAGUGUUCCGUGCAGACACGACCCACCUGCACCCCCAGCACCGGCGGCUCCUGCACCAGAGACAGCAGCAGAACCGAAAUCAGCAUCGGAACCUCAACGGUGCAGGGGACAGAGGAGGGCACCGGAGCAGUCACCAGGAUCAGCUGCGGAAGGACCCUUAUGCCAACCUCAUGCUGCAGCGGGAAAAAGAUUGGGUUUCCAAGAUCCAGAUGAUGCAGCUGCAGAGCACGGACCCCUACCUGGAUGACUUUUAUUACCAGAAUUACUUUGAGAAACUGGAGAAACUGGCAGCUGCUGAGGAACUGCAUGGUGAUGGCCCCAAGAAGGAGCGCACCAAGCUCAUCACCCCACAGGUGGCCAAGCUGGAGCACGCCUACAAGCCAGUGCAGUUCGAGGGCUCUCUGGGAAAGCUCACUGUCUCCAGCGUGAACAAUCCUCGGAAAAUGAUCGACGCGGUAGUGACAUCCCGGACUGAGGAUGAUGAGACAAAAGAAAAACAAGUUCGAGACAAGAGGAGAAAAACACUUGUCAUAAUUGAGAAAACUUAUAGUUUACUCCUGGACGUGGAGGAUUACGAAAGGCGGUAUCUCCUGAGUCUUGAAGAGGAGCGACCUGCCCUGGUGGAUGAAAGAAAGCACAAGAUCUGUGGCAUGUACGACAACCUACGGGGCACACUGCCCGGCCGAGAUAGGCCGAGUGAUGACCACUUCGUUCAGAUCAUGUGCAUCCGAAAAGGGAAGAGAAUGGUUGCCCGCAUUCUCCCUUUCCUCUCCACAGAGCAGGCGGCCGACAUUCUCAUGACAACCGCGAGGAACCUGCCUUUCCUCAUCAAGAAGGAUGCACAGGAUGAGGUCUUGCCGUGCUUACUGAGUCCCUUCUCUGUCCUCCUCUACCACCUGCCCUCUGUGACUGUCACGAGCCUUCUGCAGCAGCUGAUGAACCUACCUCAGAGUGCAGCCGCGCCAGCGCCCUGCAACCCUCACCUCACCGCUGUGCUCCAGAACAAGUUCGGCCUUUCACUGCUGCUCACACUGCUGAGCCGUGGGGAAGACCUGCAACGCACAGAGCCGGCAGCAGAGCCUGCACAGAAUGACCAGUGGACGGAGGUGAUGUUCAUGGCCACCAGAGAGCUUCUGCGGAUCCCCCAGACAGCCCUGGCUAAGCCCGUCUCCAUCCCCACAAACCUUGUGUCCCUCUUUGCUCGCUACGUUGACCAGCAGAAGCUGAACUUGCUGGAGACGAAACUGCAGUAGGCUGGUCCAGGGGAUCCGAUGAGGGCUCCACAGGGUCCUUACUCCUGAUACUGCGCCUGCGCUGCUCAUCGCUGGGAGCAUUGCUGAGAGGAGGCAGCAGCCAUGCCCAGGGCAGGCCGGUGCAGGGCGGCGGGGUCUCCUGCUGGUCUCACUGGUGCCAGUGCCAGUGCCGUCCGCCUUCCGUUCUGCAUGUCCUCCUCUCACUCAGCUCUUCACAGCUGUUUCCUUCACCCUAGAGCUACCAAGGUAAUACCUCACUUGGCCACCACACUACACUGCCCACAGCAGGUCUACCCUCAUCCUGCUGCGGACUGUAGUCCUUGUCCCUCAUUAGGGUGACGUUUAGGAGAACCAAUUGAGUAGAACUCGGGAUAGAUUCCCAUGCACCCGCAUUGCCAGAGGCCCUGCCAAGUGAGUCUUAGGUGGACAGCUGCGUCCAGACACUUACCUCCUCCAACACAACCAGCAGCUGGCCUCAGCCUCGUACAGGGUCCGCAGCACUUUGAAUGAAAUCCAGGUCCCCCCUGGUGGUGUGGUGCCAGGAGGCUUAGGGUCCUCCCCUCCCAUCUGCGUCUCUGCCUCCAACUCCCAAGCCAGUGAAGGUCGUACUCAGUGAAGCCUCCUGUGCUCCAGUGACAGCAGCCUCCCUGGUCCCCCAGGUGGGCCUUGACACACAGGGUGCUGUCCCCCAAACCAAGCCUGAUGUGCCCGGUCCAGGAGGUGGGGACAGUGGCCGUGCCUGUCACUUGUCCUCCCCGGGGCAGCAUCGGGGAUGGGAACUGAGAAUCCUGCUGGCUGUCCUGACCUGCAUCCUGCUGCCCUCGCCUUCCGGAUGUGGUCCGGUUGGCCGCCCGGCUCCAGGAGGGGCCGUUUUGCACGUCCCAGGUCCUGGUGCCAUCCUACAGUGAGCCCCAACCUGGCCGCCUUCCUUGGCCUCAGCCUGCCUGCGGCCCAGCUCCACCAGCGUCCAAGCGGUCACCCGGGCCCUGCCAUCAGCUACUGACUCUCUCUCCACAUCCCCCUUCCAUCCCCUCCCCUUACAGCGAUCAAGUGAAUACUUGGUUGUUACUUUUUCCUUACUGUGCUUUAUCUUGUUUGGUUCUAAUUAAUAAAAAUAAAGGUUUCUAAAUUUACAUUUUUAUAGGGUAUUGUAAAUAAAAACAAAUUGUAUAAUUGAA